This is a messenger RNA of Tigriopus californicus, 1335 nucleotides long. RefSeq lists its product as uncharacterized. NCBI's taxonomy places the organism in Eukaryota, Metazoa, Arthropoda, Copepoda, Harpacticoida, Harpacticidae. The coding region runs from base 388 to 1317 and encodes 309 amino acids. The transcript is spliced from 2 exons. The record is from RefSeq and is a predicted model, not a curated record.
CCAGCGAGCCAGCGAGCGCUGAUACAUUAAGGCAUUUGUGAAUGGCUUUGGCUUGCAUUUUGAGAGAAAUUUGAUCUAUUUGGAAAAUCAAUAUCCCCGCACACUACCCUAAUUCCUUUCGGCAACAUGUGCAGACUGAAUUCAAUGAAUAUUUUGUAGCAAGAAGCGCAUUCAGUAAAACCCCGCUAAAGAAACAUGAUGAACAGUUUUCACCAAGUCCAAUUCCGGCUCACGCUCGACCAAUUUCAAAAGACUUCAUAACUCCUUCGUGGAAUGAAGGCAGGAAGGAAAAUGAAUGCCGAGUCAAUUCCACUCCAGGUAGAACUGAAAAUUACUCACACAAGCAACGCGCAAGAGUAUUAGCAUUUUUCAUGUGUAAUCAUUUCAAUGACCAUGUGUUCCUACGAGUACAUAGUCCAAUCGUGCAUCUUCAGCUUUAUUGUUUUGCUUUGCAAUUGUACCUCGGCUAGUUCCGAUGAGCCUUUUUCGACCUUGUGUCCUGAGGGAGAUUCUGGAACACGUGCCAAAAGCCCAGAACACCAUCCCGAGGAGGAUACCUUCGAGGAUGUCGCUGGUUUUAAGGUCCAAUGGAAUGACCCCGAGGACGGCUGGGACGAGGAAAAGCGAGAGGACUUGCUUUUGAUACAUUCCAAGAACCUGCUUCAGCCCAGAUAUGUGCCCAAGUUGACCAAAACGGGAUAUCGCAAAAUCAAGAUCCCCGAUGAACUCUACGAAUUCCUCUUGGAGCAACGCAACAUCUUCGACCUCUCAUGGGAGAAUUGCGGUCAUGGAGCUCAUCAAAACUGUGAUCGCCGUCUUGACGGGGACAAGUUCGAGUCCAAGGAAAAUGUGCAACUCGUCGGGUCGCGCAGGCCGAAUCUCGUGAAAAAAGUGGUCCAGCAGACGCUCGAGCCAUUAUUGGAAAAGUGGAGUGGCAUCAAACUGACGCCCACGUUGGUUUAUGGAUUCCGUCGAUAUUUGCGUGGAGCGUGGCUGUCUCUUCAUGUGGACCGACUCCACACCCACGUUGUGAGUGCCAUCCUACAAGUGGACCAAGAUGUGGAUCAACCAUGGCCUUUGUAUCUGGUCGAUCAUGAGGAUGUCACUCAAAAGAUAUAUCUGGAACCUGGGGAGAUGUUGUUUUACGAGAGUGCCAAACUUCCCCAUGGCCGACCAGAGCCGUUCAACGGACACUACUUUGACAAUAUCUUUGUCCAUUUUAAACCUCAAAAAGCCAUUUGGUAUCAAGAGGAUCUGUUUGAGGGCCAUCAAGAAAGACCCCCACCACCCAAAUGGACCAAGAAAGAUCUGAUCUGAAUAGAGCUAUUAAAUUCA